AUGACACUUCAGAAUAUGGCAGAUUCACAUUCAAAUGGAAGGAAUGUUUGUGAACCCUCACCUUCACCAUAUAAAAGAAAUAUGAAUCGUCCACUAUGUGGAAUAGCUUUGUUUGGUCCGAGAAAUGAACUUUUUGGUGAAAUGAAAAACCGACUAAAAUUAAGAUCAACUGGACAUUCAGAUACUAAAGAAUCGCCUUCAGAAAUGUUGACGAACAAUGCAGUUGAACAGCAGGAACCAUCUUCAUAUGACAAUACUUCUUCUAGCAUGUCAGCGAACUCCAGUCCCAGAUCAUCAAUAUAUGAUGACUUUGAACAAUCUGAGUCGAAAACAGUAUCAGAUAUUUUAUUGAAUCGUGCGCGUAAACCUCCUACACGAAAACCAACCUUGAAUCGUUGCUCAGAUGUUCCUAAUAGACAAUCAUUUAAUACUUCUAGUACCUCACUUAUAUUUCAUCCAAAUGAUAAUUCCAAAAUACUCGAUGGUUUGACGGAAUUUUUCAAUCCAAACAGUUAA
Messenger RNA from Schistosoma intercalatum, 516 nucleotides. Lineage: Eukaryota; Metazoa; Platyhelminthes; Trematoda; Strigeidida; Schistosomatidae. The record is from the annotation of a GenBank genome assembly.